AGACAUUUGCAAAGUUGACUCAUAUUAUUUCUUGCGAAACAAUCUCCAUUUGAAUAUUUGUGCGUGCAUUUUGUCAUCUUGUGUGGUAUCGAAAGCACCUCGACGACAAAUCGUACAGCUUCUGUUGUGUUUUUGUAAAAAGAUGAGUAGUUCUAUACUCGUGAAUGGGAAUCAGAGAUCAGAACUGGUAAUAUUCGUAUCUAAAGAAAAAAGGCAUGGAUCCAUAAUGGCUUCUGUUCCAGCAAACAAGGAAAAUGUCUCUCCGGAGAAAGAAAUCGAGUGUUUGUCAGACAGUUUUGAAAAGAACCUUUCGAUGAUUUCGAGCCACAAAGAAAAUGAUGGACGCUAUUUUCUGGACUUAGUAGAGAAAGAAACCGAGCGAUUUACGCGACUUUGUCACAUAGCAGAACAGGAAAUGACGGCAAAUACAAUUCCCGAAGAUGGUAAGUCUAUUUUUGGAGAUGAAUGGUUACAAAUAUGUACAGUGAAUAAAACAUACUUCGCUCGCAGACGUGAUGAUUCGUCUGCCCAAUUAUUGUAGUUCGAUUUUAGAACCCAUUAAUGGGGAAGACCUCUCAAGUCAAGUUAAUGAAAUUUAACUUCCAUGUUUAUCAUGUGUACUUUCAUUUUAACACCAGUGGUUAUUUCCUAUGUCUGUGGUAAUAACCCUGGCUAGUGUGGGGGUGGGAGGGUAGCCUUAUAAUCCUUUCAAAGCAAAAAAGAAAUUCAUAGACCAACAGCAUAUUUCAGUCUUCUCAUUUAAUGUAUUAGGGCAUUAACAGAAUGUACAUUCAUAUAAUUAUGUUCCAAAAACAUGGACAUUUUCUCGUCCGUGGUUAUAUUUUAUUCACUCUUUGAAGGCCUUAGGGGAUAUUAACCAUGCUUAUUUUAGUGCAUGACUUGGAUGGAGACAGGAGCAUAUCCUGCCGUAGAUAUUGCUUCUCAAUACAGCUGUGUAAGUCUAAGUUUCUACUGGAUGAAAGAAAAUGAGCACAUUUAGUCAGCUGUUUUGCCUGGCUCUGAUCCACACCCUAAUUUCUUGCCAGAGUUCCAACUGGGAAUGUUUACUGCUGUUUGUUGUUGUUUUGCAUUUGUUAAAAGCCUUUGUUUUUGCUAGUGUGGUCUUAAAUUUUACGCACAAAUAAAGAAGGGAAAUCGGCAAUAGAUUUAUGGAAAUCACUUUCAUCAACACGUUCUUCUUCUAAAAACUGUUUUUUGGACUGAAAUAUAGAAAAUUCAACCAAAAAUUGAAACAAACAUUUCAUACAUGUGUUUUUACUCUGCUUAAAUGCUUGAGGGAUUCAGCCGUGUAACCAACUUUUUACAUGAAAAACAUCAGUGCAUCGUAGUAAGGAAAUUAGAAUAUUAUGAGCUCUUGGUACUCUUUUUGUGCAUACUUAAGCAGCCAGUAACAAGCAUAGUAUAUUUGAAAGAAUGGUUUGCAACAUUUUUGGCUCAAAAACCACUUUUUGGUAAAAUUAUCGAAAAUACCAAGAACCAAACUUAAUGAAACAUUUUUCAAAGCUAACUCUAGAAAUUAAACUAAAUGAUACAAGUACAUGUAUUAUUGAGAACAUGUUCAUUUAUGACCUUGGGAAAAUUUAUAUACUCGAUGUUUAUUCUCUCUGAUUGCAAAAUAGACGUUUCCAUUUUGUUAAGAUUUUAAUCACAUUUCUUGAGGUCUUUCAGUGUUUACUUCCUCUAUAUAAUUAUUAUGAACUACUGAUCAGCAGAGCAUGAUAAUCAAUAACUCCUCUUAUACUGAUAAAUAUGACUUUUCCCACCAAGAAUCUAUAAAUAACUUUAUAAUCAGUUAUAGACAAGUUCUUGAGAAAGUGACAAAACCUUAAGUUCUAUCUGCCAGGUAGGCAUAGUAUUUUUCUACAAGGUGACCCAUGCUCACUUUAUUAUCAUCAGCCAGACUGUGCCUGAUGGAAAUGGUCGUGCUUUUCCGUCAAAUGAAUCUUUAGAAGACAGUUUCUAAACCUACUUCUUAAACAACUGAUAUGAAGAAAAAUCGAUUGCUGUUUAUCUAAUGGACACAAAAAUGGAAAAUUGAAACCCAAUGGAGUGCUUGCAGUAUAGAAAGAAAAAUGUUUUACCAGACAUUGGUAAUCACUUUGUGUUUUGUUAUUACAGGUUUGUUAUGGCUUAAAUUUUGUUUUGGUUUUAAAAUGUUAUAAACCAGUUUUAUGAUCUCUUUCCUCGGUCAUAGACUGAAACAAAGGAACAUUUGAGAACUAAAGGGCUGUGAAAAUUUUUAAACAAAGUUAUCACUAUCCAUAGUAUUCAAGGUCAUUUUAAGGCAUUGGCUGUGGAAGUUUUGCAAUGAUCCAGUGUGUUUUAUAUCUAUCAGUUUCAAAUGGAUUAAUGACAAAAAAUUUUCUCUUUAUUAGUCCUUGCUUGCUUUAGCUGCAAGCUAUAAAAAUGCAACUUUUUUUCUUUUGUGUGUGUGCUCCAAAAAGGGGGGCGGAGUCAUGAUCCCAGGUUUUCCUAGCGGAGACCGAGGAAACUAGAGAUAAGAAUCACAACAUGUCAUAGCACAUGUAUAUUUUGUGAAGAAACUUAGCGUAGGAGAGAUUUAUGCGAAAGAUGUGUCGAAUUUUUUCAGAACUGCUCGGUCCACAAAUUAUAUCGCUUUUAGCGUUGAUUACUUUGGAACAAGUGAAUACUUCAGUGGUUGAAAAGAAAAGAGUCUUUACUGAGUGAGCAAAACUUUGAUGGAGAGGCUAACUGGCCGCGUGUUGUAAGCUUUUAUUGUAUACAAAUGAUUCUUGUGAUGAGCAUGCGGUUUAUUUUUCGGCGCUGAUUGAAAUGACUCACCAUGUUCAUCACGUUUUUGCUCUCUGGCAAUGAUGUUUUUUCUCUCAAAUCGAGGCCCUUAAUUUCAUGUAUUUAUACACGUGUACGCAAUUAAUUCAGAAACAAAUUGUCAAAUACAGUAUAAAAAGUAAAUAUCCUGAAGAAUACUCAACCGUCGAUAAAGUAGGAGUGAAAAACUUUUGAUGAGGAAAUCUUUCUUCUCGUAGAAUUAAUCACCUCCUCAUUUCUUAUCUAAUCUCCAAGCAAGCAAUAUUUAAUGCAUUUAAGGGCAUUCUUGGUAGUUUUUAGGACCUGUGUAUUUUUUAAUAAGUUGACUUCUGAUUCAUGUUCAGUCUUAUAUUUUUUCUAGAUGUGUGGAAGCAAUUUUUAUUGUUUCUCUAAAAUAAUUUGCCAUUUCAUUAUACUUUGGACCCAUUUUCAACUAGAAGUUUAGAGCUUAAUUUUGCAGUGUGCUCAUGUCAUAAUUAAGUGGAAUACGAACUGUUGACGCUGAAGAUGACUACCGCACAGGUCAAAAUGUCAGUCAAAUUCAACAGCAGUCCUGUACAGGACUAUAGCAACCCAGAUAAUCAUCGUGUUCAAUGAAGAGCCAAAGCUGUGAAGUUGCUGAAAUUUGAUCAAAUGGGGCACGUUCCCUGUCAAAGAAAGUCAAAUUAAUAUUGAGAGCCGUGCAGGUUUUCAGAACAAUCCAGUUCAUUAAUAUUUUUGUAGUUAUUAAUAAGUGCCAUACAGCCAUUUAUGCAGUGGUGAAAAACAUAAUGAUUUGUUUAUGGUGGAAGUGCAGUUAGCUUUAAUUCCAGCUAGUGUUUAGAUAAAGACCACUCAAAUAAUUAAAAACAAUUAGUCCAGACAGAACAAAACAGGAUUAAAAGCUCCAACUGGCAGGAUGCAACCAGUAGGCUAUGGACAUGUGCAAGCAUUUUCAAAGAUUUGAACUCAAGAUGUUAUCCCAAAACAAAUGUAGCUAGUGGUCAGAGUAGAACUCCAAUCUGAGACCACUAGAGAGGCCUUCCAAGGGGUAAAAGCGACAUGCGACACGGCCCUGAAAACUGGCGACAUGGGAAUUUUUAAAAAGCGAGAAGUGACAUGCCUACGCUGCUAAAAUGCGACAGCGACAUACUAAACAGUGAAAAACGACGGUGACAUUGGAAAGUUGUGCAUUUUAUCAAUAAAAGUGACUCAGAAUACAGGAAAUUGCAUUUCUGAGGGUUCAGAUUUUCCAAAUUUUCCCGCAGCCUUAAAGAAGAAGAAGAAGCGUUCAUCCUUCGCCGCUCACAAAGUUUUGCCAACUGACCACCAUGAAAAUCCUGUUAUAGCCCUGUUGUGAAACAGUUUCUCGCAAAACAAAAAUUACUGGUACAGUUAUGUACACUUCAAAAAACGACAGCGACAUUUGCAGCUGUAGAUUAGGCGACAACGGUCUCCUAAAGCAAGCGACAUUGCGACACAGCUACCCCCCUUGGAAGGCCUCACUAGAUUGUGAAUAUGCGUGUUGACCAAUUGGCCAUUUUGUGGAGUCUUUUUUGGAUUUCUGGUGAUCACUGUAUAAUCAUGUUAACUUCUUUUGUCUUGUUUCCAUACGUGAUACACCUUUUUUCCUGCAAUCCUAUUGAUCCAAAAGCUUCAUGCACUGACUGUUGACUCCAGCCAUUCUCAAGUAAACCAUUGAAAAGAAUAUUAAGCCCACAGCAAUCGCAAGUUUAUUUCGAGAGUGCCUAGCUGCCACGAAAGAAUCCUUCUUGUAAGUUUUUGUAGGUUGAGUGCAGGAAAUGCUUAAGUUGAUUGUUUUAGGAGAGACUGCUUACUCAGUGAUUUUCAGGGAAUUAAAAAAAGGCAGGCUGUGUUUCAAAUAACAUCAUGUUUAUGGAUGUGAACCCAGGACUGUUUUAAUGGGUUAUCUGUCUGUUAUUAAUCCAACAAAAAGGGUUAAUUUGUUCUGUUCUUUGUCCAAUAUUAUUUAUGAUCAUGUUUGAUGUCCUGAAAAUAUAUAGUUUUACCAUAUUACACCAUAUAAUUAGUAUUUUUAAGGCGGGAGCCUCAAUGUGAGUUCUUGGAAUUUUUAUUAAAAUCAUUAAUUACUCAAGGCUUGUUCUUGACAUUUUUUUGAUAUCCUUAUGAUGCCAUGGAGAUAAGAGAAAUAAUAAUUAUUUCUCUAAUCUCUAUGGAAUCAUAAGGAUUAUUAUUACCAAUUUCCUGUUAGAGCUAUUAUUUUAUUUUACCCCCAAGACAGUUUUUGUGUAGCAGUAUUAGUUAAUGUUAAUGGCUCUUGCACAGUAAAAUAUAUUAAAGAGGUGCAAAUUCUAUUAUUUGUGACUUUGAUUUUUAAUUUUAUCAGAUUUCUAUGAGAUGAUCUAAAUGGACUUUUAGUAAAAUAUUCUUAAGGAUGCUGAAAUUAUCCUUUCAGGGGUGUGUUGUUUUUGGAGCUUGAUGUAGUCAUGUAAAACAGAACUGACCAUAGAUGACCAGAUAUUUAUUGCUUUUGCUGCCGUGCUUCUACUAUUAUUAAGAUACUACUUUUAAGUGGGCACUUUGUUGUGCCGCAAUCCACACACCCUCACAAUAUCCUACACCCUUCAUACACAUGCUUUUUUCCCAAGUAAAGGAGAUGUUUGUCAUGAUUAUGGCUCAAUCCGCUUAAACUCGGUGUUUUUAAAGUGUGCUUCUCUGCUCAAAUUUCAUUGGUGACUUGAAAAAGCAGUGCAAGAAAGAGCUGGGUAAAGAUUUUGUUGUCUUUCAUUUAUUUAGCCAUUGUUGAGAUGCCACUUCUAGGUGGAUACUGUAUCUACAGCAUUCAUUUACAUAGACUCACAAUAUUUUAAACAUGUCACCAGGGCACACCUCUUCCAAGGGGACUCUCAUUCAUUUCCUCAAGGGAAUGCACAUACAGGAUGUUCGUCUUCACAUAAUAUUUCAACUAUUAUUGUUCCCACUGAUUUAAAGAGAUAUGUAUGGCUAUCAUACUCUCUAUCAUUAAAUGGCAAUUCAUUUAAUAUUUUCUAAAUUUUUUUUAUAAAUUCAAUUUUUAAUCACACUGAAAUACUAUUCAAUUUCCUUAUUUAUUGUUGCUUCAUCCAGCUCUAAGUUAUUUUAACAAAGUCAAAAUAUUGGUUUAGUCUUCAAAACUCCAAGAGUAGCCACUCAUUUGAUAUUAUUUUAAUAUGUGCUUCUGAUGUUAGUUUUUAAAUAUACAGCCAUGUUAUUAUCAAUAUCAAUUUACUCCAGUAAUGAGUUUUAUUUUCAGCAAAAGCAGAAUGUAAGUUGUGCCUUUUUGUUCAUUACAGCUUGCGGUAAAAUCCGAGCAGCCACUGGAAAGGCAAUGCUCUUGGUGAAUAAAAAGUUCAAACAAUUUAAAGGACUCUGUGAUAUGAAUUUGGUGAGUUGCUGGCAAAAUAUUGUCUCUUUUACAUCAUCUUCCUUAGAUAGCGGCCUUACAUGGCCUAUAAACAGCGACAUAGCACAGGAUGAAAUGGUGACAAAGGACAUAAAAAUGGGUUGAUACCCACAGGGACUGCAUGGCCUACUCCUCAAAACUUGAAACAACGGCAUUUGAAAUUCAGACUUGCACCCUCUGCCCCCACAAAGGUGGCCUCUAUAUAUGGACUUAAAAUUAAAGGGACAGGUUCCCCAUUCAGUGCAUGCCCAUUAGUUAAAUUACUUUUUUAAAAAUUUAUCAUUAAUUCUAUCGGUUAAUAAUCCCACUCACAUGUAUCUCGGGGAUCUCAGAGUGUAUUUCAGAGUAAAAGUAUAUUUCAGAGUAACCUGAAGUAGGAUGGAGGAGUACUAAAAUGGAUUAUACCAACACUACCAAUGUUGAAUUUAUUAUUGGCGGGAAGGUUUUAUUCCAUAGUUGAUGAAUUUACAGUUUGAUUUAAGUUGAUCAAGUGACUGCCUGGGGAGUGUGCAGAUUGGUUCUUUGACAGUGUUAUGACAUGAUCAUAUUGCCUGCAUAGACAAUACAGCAUGUCCCAGCAGGAAACAGCAUUUUGAUUAAUGAGCAUGCACUGAACUGUGAAACCUUCCCUUUACAGUAGAUUUCACUUCUGUAGCAUGGAACAUGCUUGAAAACAUCAAUUGCAGAAAACUAGCCAUUUCUUUUUAUUGGGAAGGGGGGAGGGGUGGGAGAGGAAAGGAAAGUCCUGCCUCUUUUUACAGACCUACUAAGUAAAUGUUGUUCAUCCAUUCAGCAAUGUACAAAAAGUAAUAAGUUCUUUUAUAGGUCAGUAGCAUCUUUCUAUUGAAUUAAGUUUUUGACAAUUUUUAUAGAAGCAAGAGUGUCUAUCUCAAACAUAAUAUGUUCUGGUUUCACUCCAAACAACACUUCUUUGCUGUUAUCUUGCCCCCUGGUUGGUAUGGUGCUGGGAAUGUUCUGCAAAAUUUUUGCAGUCUUUGGCAAGCAAUUAAGUUCCUUUUCACCCCUGUGCUUGCUACAGUUCAGUAAAACAACAUUACUUUGGAGAUAUUGAAUUUAUUUUUACGAGAGUAAAAACAAUUUUUUUUCUAGGAAUUAAAAAUUUUUGUCAGCAGCAAAUUAUGCUCAUAACAAAUUUUAAAAAAAAAGGAUGUAGUAGCACUAUUUAAAGUCCUGCUCAUGUACUGCUGUGUAAGAUGUUGGCAAAGUUUUCUUCCAAUAACUCAUGUCACAGUUGCAUCAGAUAUGUUCUGUGUGUUAUAAUACUGUUUUUAAUGCGAGCGAAUUUUUCUGACAGGGUAUUGGGGAAACCAAUGGUAGGAGACCAACUAAUGCUGACCUAGCCGGAUUUUGGGAUAUGGUUAUGAUCCAGGUAUGUGCCAGUAAUGGCUACCACAUUUUUAAGAAUACAGUUGUAACAGUGUACAACUAUAUUCAUUGUUUGUUGUACAGAUAUAUAAAAAUUAGUGGAUAGUUUUAGCUUAGAAUCUUGUGAUUUAGUGAUCAUACAAAUUAAACAUUCCAUAUUACUUUUGCACAAUACCUUUCAGUAUAAAUUUACUGUGAAGUUCAAGUUAAUUUUAUAUUAGUUUUGGCAUUCAACCCUCAUAAAAAAAGUUGACAAAUUAUGAACCCCUCAGAUUCUUGGACUUAAGUGGAUCAGAACAUUAUUACCUAUAGUAGGGGAGACUUGGUGUGUCAGCUACAUGUAGAACGUUGUAAUUUUGGCUACCUCUUGUUAUUUCAUGGUGUGUUACACAUUUUAGCUAGUUCAAGGUUAAUACACUUUAUUCUUUUCUGAUGUGGUAGGUUGAUGACGUAAAUAACAUGUUUAGUAACAUUGACGAAUUACGCAAGAAUGGUUGGAUACAAACACAACAACCCAAAGAUGAGGUAUAUAUAAUAAGUAUUGUCUUUCACUCUUAAAAUAAUAAUUAUUCAAAUAUGUUUUGCCUUAUAAUCUGUCAAGUGAGGGUUUGAUUUUGUAAGGUUUGAAUUAAUAAGUUGAUUAAUUUUGACUUGAUUAACACAGACUGAUUCGUCAAAGAGAUCAUCGUUAACACGUCAGUCGUCACUCUCACGGCAGUCAUCACUGGGUAAAGGAUCAGUGAGACGGCAAAAAUCUAUUGAAGAAGUAAAGGCUACUGAAGCAGAGCAGAGAGCUGCAGCAAGACAGCGGUUGGCAGCGGCAAAACGAGCAGCAAGGCAAAGAAUGCAAAAGCAAAAAAAUCAAUUAGAUGAUGUGGAGAUAUUUUGUUCACCCAAAAAGUAAAAGCUCAAUUUCAAUAAUAUUGUCAGUACUAAGAAUAUAGUAAAUAACGUUUGUAGAAACAUAUUUAUGGAAGAAAUUUAAAUAACCUUGAAGUAAAUAGCUGAUAAUAGAUGAUGUCCAGUAUUAAGUUCAACUGUUAAGACAAAAUACUUGAAUGAUAUUGUCUCUAACUAGUCAAACAAAUUAUCAAAAACAAAUUGUGGGAAUUAUAGUUUUGGACGAGAUUUGUUACUGGCAAUAUGUGAAAUAAUGUCAGUCCCAAUUUCUUGAGGACGUGAAAGUGAUGUUAGUUAAUUGUAGAAUGGAACCUCAGCUAGACACCUCCAUAGUUUAUUGAUACCUUCACUGCAUGCAUUACAGUCACCUAUGCCUAGUCUGAAGUUGUUACUUAUGGCAGAUGGGUUCGACUGUACGUUUAUGAGGACGUUAAUUUUAUAAAUUAUUCUUUUUUUGUUUCCGUUUCCAUUUGUUUGUUUUUCUUUUCUACAAGUUUGAAUUUGAUGUCUCUGACCAGUGCUUUUGUGUAGAUUAAAUACAGCAAUUUUUACACAAUAUGGUACAAUAUGGAGGGUAUUAUAUGGCCAUAUGGACUUACCAAGUUUCUCUUUAAGUAUUGGUGCAAUAUUCCUCAACAUGAGGAGAGAAAUUCUGUAUUUCCAUGCAGCCAGGCAAUGUUCUACGAAUAUAUUUAAAACACCGAUGAAAUACCAAACAAUUUCACUUUAAUAUUUUUUGCUGUGAGAGGCACCAUUCAUUAUGUAACAGAAGCACCCGGGGUUAUAUGCUUCUGUUAUGUAACCAUAGCAACAAUGAUCUUUUCAUAGUGUGAAAAUAAAAUGUUAUUUAUCAUAUUUUUGUGCAAAAGCUCACCUACUACUUUCAUUGAUGUGUUUAUUAUAAUAAUCAUAGAUUUUUUCCUGUCUUCUUAAAUUAAAAAGUGCUGAAAUUUGAUGAGGACAUUCAAGUGCAGGGUUCUUACAAUAUAUUUGUAAAAAGUAAGAAAGUAUUGUAAAUAUUGUAGCAUAGGGCAACCUUUUUAGAUGUCAGGAGUGGUUUUCCAUUUAUUCAUUUAUAAUGCUGCUUGUAAAAAGGUCAUGAGAAAGAGUUGUGUUUAGGUCAAUAAUUUCGUGAGAUUUACCAUAAAUUGUUUGGAAAGAAAAAAGAAGUGAAUGUUUUAUUUAUUAUCUCAGCACUUUUUGGUUACAUGUUUUUAGUUAACCACCUACACAAUUGCCUUUGAAAAAUAAUGUAUCUUUGUGUAUAUUUUUCUCCAUUCAUGAAGUGUGUAUUUUUAGAAAAAAAUGUUAGCUUGUUUAGAGGUCUAAAAGGAGGAAACAACAUACUCAUUGUCGUGGUCUCACCAAAAUUUCGUGAAAAAAAAAUCUUCAACUAUUGUUCUUAACAUAUUUUCCUUUAGAGUGCUAACUUGGAGGAUUGUUACAAUAGUCCAAUAAGUCCCCAAAAUUCCAAACUUCAUGAAAUUUCCUACCGUGAAAGAUCAAUUCUAAUCAAGGGUGUUGGAUAUAAUAUAUUAAAUAAAUAACUACACACUACUUUUAAUGUUUGGUUUUUGUCGCAUAAAAAACAUCUAAUGGGAAAUCAGUGGAUAACCAAUACUAUUAUUAAUGUGCAUGCCUAUAAGCAAAGAGAAUUUUGUUACCAUAAUUGUCAUAUUCUGUUAGUUUUACUGUACUUCUAAUUUUAUGGUAACAAUAAUGGUAUCCCAUAGCUAGUCCAGGGGCGUAGCUAGGGGGGGUCCUGGGGUGCCCGUGAUCCCCCCUUGGCAGGCCUUCUUUUGAGAAAACAACCUACAAUAUUCAGGUGGCGAAAACGCCAUGACAAUAUCUUGGCUGUAAAAGCCAUUGUUGACAAGCCCACUUUUUUAAAAUUUGUUUUUUUGUAAAGUAUUUUCGUCAACGGCUCUUGUCUUUAGUUAAUGUGGGCCUUCAUGCCGCUGAUUCACAAGGGAGAGCCGCGGUAUAAACCAUAUAUAUA
Porites lobata is the source of this 10499-nucleotide messenger RNA. The record is from the annotation of a GenBank genome assembly. NCBI's taxonomy places the organism in Eukaryota, Metazoa, Cnidaria, Anthozoa, Scleractinia, Poritidae.